GGCCAAAGCAAGAAGGAAAAGUGCUGCUUGCCAAUUUCAUCUUCUUCUGCCCGAAAGUGCCGCGUGCCGAAACAAGACGACUCCAACUGCGGCCUGAUCAACAUCAUCCCGCCGUCUCGUGCUCUCUCCACCGCUCGCUCCUACCUACGUCUACGUGUUGUCCCUCCCUGCGCCGCGUCCGUCCGUGCGCACGCGGGAUGCCGCCGGCCGAGAGUUUCGCCGUCGAGGUCGUCUCGCGGACGCUGGUGCGCGCCUCCGACCCGCCGCGGGGAUUCCCGGCGGUGCUCCCGGUCUCCAACCUGGACCUCAUCCUCGGCUCCUUCCACGUCUUCUUCAUCGCCGUCUACCCGGCGCCCGCCGCGGGCUUCCCGGCCGUGGCCGCGGCCGCGCGCGCCGCGCUCCCGGCCUUCCUCUCCCGCUUCUACCCCUUCGCCGGCCGCGUCGUGCCCAGCGCCUCCACCGGCGUGCCGGAGGUCGUGUGCGGCAACGAAGGGGCCGAGCUCGUGGUCGCGUACGCCGACACGGCGCUCGCGGACGUCGACUUCGCCGACGCCGACGCCUCGCUGGGGCGCAUCCAGGUGCCGUUCCAGCGCGGGCUCGCGCUGUCGCUCCAGCUCGUCCGGUUCGCGUGCGGCGGGUUCUCGCUCACCUGGGCCACCGACCACCUGCUCGUCGACGGCCACGGCCUCACCACGCUGCCCAACGCCUGGGCCGACAUGCUCGUCGGGGGCGGCCUCUCGUGGGAGCCCCACCACGACCGCGCCUCCCUCUUCCGGCCCCGCUUGCCGCCGCGGUACGGCCCGUCGCUGGACGCCGAGUUCGUGCGCUACGACCCCGGCACCCUCCCCAACGCUCUCCUUGCCGCGGCCCUCGUGCGCCGCAACUACGUCGUGGAGGCCGCCGACGUCGACCGCCUCCGCGCGGCUGCCAGCGGCCCCGCACGCCGCGCCACGCGGCUCGAGGCCCUCUCCGCGCACGUCUGGAAGCUGCUCGCCGCGGCCGUGGGCGGCUCCGACACGCACUGCCGCAUGGCGUGGCUCGUCGAUGGUCGCCGGCGCCUCGACCCCGCCAAGUACAAUAAGACCCACGUCAACAACUACCUCGGCAACGUCGUCACCUACGCGUCGCGGGAGGCGGCCGUGGAGACGGUGCGCUCCGCCCCGCUCGCCGACGUGGCGACGAUGGCCGCGACAGCCAUCGCGGAGGUGUUCCGGCAGGAGCGGUACGAGGAGCUGGUGGACUGGAUGGAGGCGCACAAGGGGGUGUUCGCGGAGGGCGGCAAGUGGACGGAGGCGGUGGGGCUGGGAACGGGCAGCCCGGCGCUGGUGGUGUCGGCGUUCGUGCCGUUCAAGGUGGAGGGGGACUUCGGGUUCGGCCCGCCGCGGCUGGUGAUGCCGUGGGUGCGUCCGGGCCGGCUCGGGUCGGCCGCCAUGACGGUGAUCCGGAGCCCCGCGGGAGACGGGUCGUGGCUGGUCACAGCCAGGAUGUGGCCUCGGCUCGCCGACGCCGUGGACGCUGACCCGGAGGCCGUGUUCAAGCCGGCCACCCCCGAACGGCUCGCGUUUGCGCCGCCCCGCCGCGCCGAGCUGGGGGCCACCGGCACGGCGCAGCACGUCGUGAGCCGUAUGUGAGCUGCGUUGGCUGCGUGGACGGCUGCUGACUUCAUAGCCUCUCUCUCAGUACUAGAGUAGUAUCUAUUUUUCCUUUUUUCAUUUUUUAAUAAAAUAUCGGGACUAUAUUCGUCAGGUGCAUCAAGACGUUUAAGUUAUCGGUCACUUUCCUCACCGAGCCGUCAGAUCUUGAUCAAACGGCCCAAAAUAGAUCGCACUAUUCCUCUUCAACCUCCAUCUCUCUUCUUCCUCAAGGCUUCAGCCUACCCGCCCCAACCGCCGGCCUCCAUCACCCACAGCCAACGGGCGCUACCGCGCACCGUCCCGCCCUCCCCUCAAAAUCCUUCAAAUUUGUAUGUUUUCUUGUGUUUGUUCUUUAAUAACAAGUUUGAACUCAAGAUAAAUUGUCCAAAUGACCCAACUUGUGUUUUCUGUGUUGGGGAUGAAUGUGUUAAACAUUUGAUUUUUUUUUUAAAUGUGUUGUCUCUUCUAAUUUCUGGAAGAUAAUUGCUGAUCUUUUUGGAAUUAAUAUUCCGAAUUCCUUGGAUGACCUAAGCGUAAAAAUAAAAUGAUGUUGUGAUCAA
Messenger RNA from Aegilops tauschii subsp. strangulata, 2194 nucleotides. Its product is annotated as coniferyl alcohol acyltransferase. The record is from RefSeq and is a predicted model, not a curated record. Gene Ontology annotation, molecular function: acyltransferase activity, transferring groups other than amino-acyl groups. NCBI's taxonomy places the organism in Eukaryota, Viridiplantae, Streptophyta, Magnoliopsida, Poales, Poaceae.